Messenger RNA from Vigna angularis (adzuki bean), 1515 nucleotides. RefSeq lists its product as uncharacterized. Gene Ontology annotation, molecular function: nucleic acid binding; zinc ion binding. Bases 354 to 1343 code for a protein of 329 amino acids. Lineage: Eukaryota; Viridiplantae; Streptophyta; Magnoliopsida; Fabales; Fabaceae. The transcript has 3 exons. The record is from RefSeq and is a predicted model, not a curated record.
UUCAUUAUUGAUGCAAAACAAUUUCUCCUUUCCCCACACACAGUAGGUAGUCUACUUUCCAUCGUAGGAGUUGAAAUGUCUUUUGGCUUCAUUAUCAAAUUUUCUUCGAGGCUAUAAAGAAGCUACUUCAAUAGGUUCCCUCUUUUGAAACCAUCCGACAUCGUAGGCUGCUGAGGACAAGCAUAAAAACCUAUCUUCCUCUUCACUGAAAUCAUAACAAAAGUACUAAGUAAAUUAGAGAGAAUCGUGAGGGUGAGUAGGGUUUCUUGGUUGAAGAAGAAAGGAGAAUAGUUGGGGACUUAGAACACUCUGAAAUUUCAAGAUCUUUGCUGGAAAAGAGAGAAAGAGAAAGCAUGUCUCACACUGAUAACCAAACACCCCCUGCUGAUGAGUUCUCCCGAGCUGUUGAUCGAAUGGUAGAUGCAUUGGAUCGACAACAUACUACUCAAGAACCAAGACACCAUUCUGGGUUGAAUGAUUUUCUGAAGCACAACCCACCGAAAUUUGAUGGAAAGGCUACACCAGAUCGCGCAGAAUCCUGGAUUCGAGGACUUGAGAAGAUUUUUCGAGUAAUGAGGUGCUCAGAGGAAGAGAAGCUAGCUUAUGCAUCCUUCUUACUAGAAGAUGAAUCUGAAUAUUGGUGGGAUGGUAUGCAACAAAUGAUGGAGACCAAUGGAGAAGUCAUCACUUGGAACAGUUUUAAAACACGUUUUCUAGAAAAGUAUUUUCCAAACAGUGCUAAGAUCGAGAGGGAAACAGAGUUCUUGAAUCUCCGUCAAGGAGGAAUGACUGUGCAAGCUUAUAUCAGCAGAUUCGAGUAUCUGUCUCGUUUUUACUCUCAAGCUAUGUCUGAAGAGUGGAGAUGCCAACGAUUUGAACAAGGAUUAAGGCACGAACUAAUGAAGAUGAUCGUGCCCCUAGAAAUCAAGAAAUUCCCAGCCUUGGUAGAGAAAGCAAAGAAGUUAGAAAAGAUAGAGGUCAAUCCAAAUCGAAUUAUGAAGGUUCAAAAGGAUAAGUUUCCUGCUAAAGAACAAUUGAGGAAGCCGUAUCUGAAACCUCAGCAACCUAUUUAUGGAUCUGUGAAAUGUUAUGAGUGCGGGGGUCCGCAUUACAGGAGAGAAUGCCCAAAACUCUCUGGUAAAAAGAAUGAUGCGAAGAAAUGUUUUAACUGCAAUAAACCAGGGCAUUUUGCUUACAACUGCCCUGAAAAUAUUGUAAAGAUUGAACCACAACAACCCAGUCCUUCUGAAGAAAAGCCCAAAGCAGCAGGAAGGGUUUUUGCUAUCACUGGAGAAGACGCAGCGAAGCCAGAUGAUGUUUCAGGUAAAGUGGGAGAAGUUUAGUGCGAGGAUGCGAUGGGAAAACCUCUAUGGGAUUUUAGAACAUGUAUUUUAAAUUGUGAAAUGUGUGGUUUGUAAUUUUAAAGAGUUUUAAUAUUUAGUUUGUACUUCAAUAAAUACUCUUGAAACUUUGACGAUAUUAUUGUGUAAUAAUAUUAAGUGUUGUGAUUUCAAA